This is a messenger RNA of Melozone crissalis (California towhee), 2865 nucleotides long. RefSeq names its product potassium channel tetramerization domain containing 6 (gene KCTD6). Gene Ontology annotation, molecular function: protein binding. Bases 1077 to 1790 code for a protein of 237 amino acids. Gene Ontology annotation, biological process: protein homooligomerization. The transcript has 3 exons. The record is from RefSeq and is a predicted model, not a curated record. Lineage: Eukaryota; Metazoa; Chordata; Aves; Passeriformes; Passerellidae.
CCCUGAAAGAAUUGAGUUCUUGAUUUGUGAGCAGUUAAAAAAAAUAAUUAGAGAUGUUGGCAAAAGAGCUGGUGUUCCAGGUUUAUCUGCUGCUGGGGGAUGUGCUUUAAUGUCCUCUCUUGAGGCAUACUCUGUCUCUAAUUUGUAAAAAUAGGAUCCUGGUAUGACUUGUUCUGUAUCUUAGUAUUCCUUAGUCUUCUGUUGUUCUGACCUCACUAUUUUCAUAUACUGAUUUUGUUUUUUAUACUCUUUAAUCCACCUGAGAUGCAGCUGGGGCUGUGCUUGUGCUGCUGGGUCCCCAGGACCUGCUGGGCACUGUUUUGCCCAGGCUGUGGAUUUGGGCAGGGCAGCAGGGCACAGAGAGGUGGGAUGUGCUGCCUUGUUCUGUGGUGAAUGAAACCCACCUCAUUUCCUAGGCAUGGGAAGGGCAAGGUAUCUUUUUUGGUUGGGAAUUAACUGUGAACAAUGAGUAGUUUUGGAACGUGGGGCUCUGGCUUGGCUAAAUCUUUGUGCUGCCUUUAGCUGGGUGGCUGCAUGUUGAAGUUUGUUAGUAAAGAGGAUGGGACCAGAAGUCUUGGGAACUGUGUGGUCUUUUUAAGAUGUAAAAAUAAACAAAGCUGAGAAGCUCUACCCUACUUAAAACAGGCUGACCUAAAUUUUCAGCACUUCUAGCAGAGAGGCAGCUCUGGGCAGGGAUAAAGGCUGGCUGAUGACUGGCUUCCCUGUCCUUCCAUCGCUUGACAAGGUUGACAGGCCACCUUUGGCACAUCAACACUGGACUCUGAGGUCAUUCACUUCCCCCUUCUUGAGCUGCACAGCCUGGCUGGGGAUUUGCCUUGUGCUCCUGUGGACAGUCUCCUUGUUAUGCAAGUCAACAGUUCAGCAUCUUCUGGGGAGUCACAGCAUGAAUCUCUUCUCAAAUUGCUUUUGUUGGUGUGUGUUGACAGCAUGUUAGAUGUCCUCUGGCUUGUCCCUACAGAGAUUGCUUUUGAGAGGAGAUAAGAGGAGAGGAAUUGUGUAUCCUUUCAGCAGCCUCCUGUUAAACUUGGAAUCCCACAGCUCAAGCACGUGAACAGAUGGAUAAUGGAGACUGGGGAUAUAUGAUGACUGAUCCAGUCACGCUAAAUGUGGGUGGACACAUGUACACGACCUCCCUCACAACUCUAACGAGAUAUCCUGACUCAAUGCUCGGGGCCAUGUUCAGGGGAGACUUCCCCACUGCCAGGGACUCUCAGGGCAAUUACUUUAUUGACAGAGAUGGACCACUUUUCCGUUAUGUUCUUAACUUUUUAAGGACCUCAGAGCUCACUUUGCCACUGGACUUCAAGGAGUUUGACCUGCUCCGGAAGGAAGCAGACUUCUAUCAGAUUGAGCCCUUGAUCCAGUGUCUCAAUGACCCCAAGCCAUUGUAUCCUGUGGAUACCUUUGAGGAGGUGGUGGAGCUGUCCAGCACCCGCAAGCUUUCCAAGUACUCCAACCCGGUGGCCGUGAUCAUCACGCAGCUCACCAUCACCACCAAGGUCCACGCGCUGCUGGAAGGCAUUUCCAACCACUUCACCAAGUGGAACAAGCACAUGAUGGACACCAGGGACUGCCAGGUGUCCUUCACCUUCGGGCCGUGCGAUUACCACCAGGAAGUGUCGCUGCGCGUGCACCUCAUGGAGUACAUCACCAAGCAGGGCUUCACCAUCAGGAACACCCGCGUGCACCACAUGAGCGAGCGUGCCAACGAGAACACAGUGGAGCACAACUGGACUUUCUGCAGACUGGCACGGAAAACAGAUGACUGAUUCUGACUCCACGGGAGCCACUUCAGUGAUUAGCAACUUCAUUGGACUGUGAACCCAAGAGAGUCUGGAUUUUGACUAAAGCAACAAUAUGGGCUUUUUUUAUACGACUAUUUAUUGUUUAUCAGUGAGGACUGGAGGAGUUUCAUUCUCUAGCAGCUCUGUUCUUUUGUCCAGUUCAGAAAAAAAACCGUGCAUGUGCCUGUUCAGUCAAGACACCUUUUUGUUUGAAAGAGGGAGUCCGAAGAAUCAGUACAAUAGGGUAUUUUGUGUCAUUAACACAAUUCUCUGACUCGACUCAAAGUGCUAAAAUUACCUCUUGUUUAAAUGGUUUCUAAUCCAUCUAAUGCUAUGACACUGGGAGCAAGAAACAAAAAAGAUUUUAAAAUGCAGUUUGGGGAGAAGCUGCUAUUGUGUAGACUAAUUUAGUUUCUAAAUCAAUAAACAGUAUUGUAAUAUUCUAGGAAAACAAAUCCCACCCUUUAAAAGUACUUGAUAAGUACAGUUUCUUACAGUUAUGACAACUGUUUCUUUCUAUGCAUAUAAAUCAAGCAACCAAAUAUUAUCUGUAGCCAUGGAAAUACGAUUACAAAUAUUUAUAUUGGAUUCUAAAUGCAAAAUGUCCCUGUGGUAGAAUUCAUAUUUUUAAUGCCUGGUGCAAUAUUAUUCCCAAGUGUAAUGCCUGCCAGAAGAAGCUAAUAAAAAUGUGAAAUACAGAAUACUGUUUUGUAUUUUCUUUUUGUCUUUUAGAAUUCUCAUACUUAAAAAAAUCAAACCCAACCAAACAAAAAACCUCCCACCCAAAUCCUGAUUUUUUGUGCUGUGGAGUAGUUGGGGUGUUCUGGUAGGGCCCUGGAUUCUUCCAUUAAUGAUGGAACUUGUUCCUUUUUAUGGAAUUAGUUGAUUAUGUUAAUGAGUUGAUUCAAAUGUCUUCAUUAGACACAAGACAAAGCUUGUGUUCUGAAAACUGCUUUAGAUUGAUAGAAAGAUGGCAAAUAUUUGUACUGGCUAAAGGGAUAGGGAUGGAGGGAACACAGAGCCUAAAUACUUGUAGCUGCUAAUAGAGUUGCCUGGUUUG